This is a messenger RNA of Cetraspora pellucida, 281 nucleotides long. Lineage: Eukaryota; Fungi; Glomeromycota; Glomeromycetes; Diversisporales; Gigasporaceae. The record is from the annotation of a GenBank genome assembly.
UUGAAGAUUUUAUUAAAUAUCUUUAUUCAAAAAAAACUAAAUUGGAAUUAGAAGUAUUUAAACAAAAUGCAAGAAAUAUAAAGAAGAAGAUAAUGAAUAAAUUAAAAGAAGAUAGUUCAUUAAUUGAAUAUAAAGAAGUUGAAUUAAAACAAGUAUUUGAUGAAGACACAACUUCUUAUAUUAAGAAAUUUGUUGCUAAUAUGAAAUUAAUUGGUGUUGAAGUACCAAAACUACAAUUUAAAUAUUAUGUAAUAUAUAAACAUGAAGUUAAAGAAGUUUGA